UGGUAUUACUUCCGGGGUUGACUCAUGAAGCAUGCUAACCAAACCUAGCAGUUUAAAUAAUCAGAAGUACAAAUGUUUCUUAUGAUCUUAAGCUGUGUUUGUUAGAGACAAAGUCGGCAGACUCUGCAAUGACAUAAGAAAGCGGUGGCUUUUGUCUGUACUGGUGGAAGAUAACGUUAAAGACAGGAGAUGAUAGAGCCAGAGGUGCUGACGGAGGUUCCCGCAGCAUUAAAGCGGCUCGCCAAGCAGGUGGUGCGGGGUUUCUAUGGGGUGGAGCACGCCUUGGCCCUGGAUGUGCUCAUCCGCAACCCAUGUGUGCGUGAGGAGGACAUGCUGGAGCUGCUCAAGUUUGAUCGUAAACAACUGCGGUCGGUGCUCAACACCCUGAAGGCUGACAAGUUUGUGAAGUGUCGCAUGAGAGUGGAGACUGCCCCUGAUGGAAAGACAACAAGACACAACUACUACUUCAUCAACUACAGGGUCUUGGUCAACGUGGUGAAGUAUAAAUUAGAUCAUAUACGACGCCGCAUCGAGACGGAUGAGCGAGACUCCACCAACCGCGCCUCCUUCCGGUGCCCCUGCUGCUUCUCCACCUUCACGGAUCUAGAGGCCAAUCAGCUGUUUGAGCCAAUGACAGGUACAUUUCGCUGCACCUUCUGUCAGACGGAGGUAGAGGAGGACGCGUCUGUCUGUCCUGACGGCCGGACACAAGUGGCGCGCUUCAAUGAGCAGAUCGAGCCCAUCUACGCGCUGUUACGCGAGACCGAGGACGUUAACCUGUCCCAGGACCUGCUGGAGCCGGAGCCUGCUGAGAUUCCUGCCCUCAAACAGAGCCGUGACCGUGCUGCAGCAGCCGGAGCAAACCAAGGCCCACACCGUGAAGCCUGGUCCAACAAGGGCUCCUCUUACGCCGACCUGUACACCCAGAAUGUGGUCAUAAGCAUGGAGGAGCAGGAAGAACAGCUGAAGAAGGCCAACGCAGGCAAGGCACCGAAGGAGAGGCCCGUCUGGUUGACCCAGAGCACCGUGCAGGGUGCUUACAGCGAGCCUGCCGUCCUCAAGAACAGUGGAGACGUUGCUCCCGUGGCCCAGGAUGGAGCAGCAGGUCAUGGAAUUGAUGAGUCGGAUGAAAAUGAGGAAGUGAUGCGCGCCCUGCUCAUCCACGAGAAGAGGGGUGCGGCGGCAACAGGUGGAGGCGGAGCAAGCACUGCCACCAAGAAGCCCAGCUCCACCAAAGCGAACGCCAGCGACUCCGACAGCGACACCAGCGAGUCGGAUGACGACACCCGCUCGGGUCCUCCCCGGCCACAGCCGCUCAGCAUCGGGCCGCAGGAGGAGGAAGAGGACGAUGAUGAGUUUGAGGAGGUGGGGGAUGAGCCAAUGGUGAUGGUCGGGGGAAGGCAGUUCACAUACAGAGAGGUCAGCCAGAGGCCAGAGCUGGUGGAGCAAAUGUCUGCACAGGAGAAGGAGGCCUACAUUGAAAUGGGACAAAACCUCUUCCAGGACAUUUACUUCUGAACACACACUCCCAUUAUACACACAUACACACAUACAUUUACACACUCACUAUCAACACUUUGAUGGAUUGGCUACGAGUUCUGAGCUAUAAGUAUACUUCUUCUGUCGGUGAUGACAUCUGGAAAAAAAUGUUUGUGGAAAGAACUUCUCAAGAAAAAAACAAGAUGUCGCUCAAGAAGUAAAUACAGUCAGCUUCAUGCUCUUGCAUUAUAAGAACCAAGGACAGUGUUGACAGUGUUGCCUAGGUGAUCGCGCCUUUAGUAUUCUGUCCUCAGUAUUGUUUGUUCUCAGUCGUCAGCCCAGAGAGGAGUUGGCGAGCAGUUUUUUUUAGCACUGAGUGCCAAUUUGUGUUUUGUUAAUCUGAAAUGAAAAUAAAACGGACUAACAGACUGUCUGAUUCAGUCAUGUUUUUAAA
Molecule: messenger RNA, 1933 nt
Organism: Anoplopoma fimbria (sablefish)
Lineage: Eukaryota; Metazoa; Chordata; Actinopteri; Perciformes; Anoplopomatidae
Gene: gtf2e1
Product: general transcription factor IIE, polypeptide 1, alpha
Biological process (GO): transcription initiation at RNA polymerase II promoter; transcription open complex formation at RNA polymerase II promoter
Cellular component (GO): transcription factor TFIIE complex
Source: RefSeq, a predicted model, not a curated record